Messenger RNA from Akanthomyces muscarius, 207 nucleotides. RefSeq lists its product as uncharacterized. Lineage: Eukaryota; Fungi; Ascomycota; Sordariomycetes; Hypocreales; Cordycipitaceae. The transcript is spliced from 3 exons. Bases 1 to 207 code for a protein of 68 amino acids. The record is from RefSeq and is a predicted model, not a curated record.
AUGGGUGGCCAAUCCAGAGAAGGCGGCAAGAAAGCGCCUCUGAAGGCCAAGAAGAAGGUUGCUACCGAGCUCGACUCGGACGACGAGCGCCGCAUCGAGAAGCAGCGUGAGGACGCGAGAAAGCUCAAGGAGGCACAGGGACAGGCGACCGGCAAGGGCCCCCUAAAGCUCAGCAGCCAUGGUCUCAAGAAAAGUGCCAAGAAAUGA